AUGUUAGAAAAUGAUAUAAUCGAAGAGUCAAAUAGUGAAUGGUCCAGUCCAAUAUUAUUAGUACCUAAGAAAAGUAGCAAAGGUAAUGAGAAAAAAUGGCGUUUGGUUGUAGAUUACAGAAAAUUGAACGAGGUUAUUUGUGACGACAAAUUUCCUCUACCAAAUAUUAAUGAAAUUUUAGAUACGCUUACUGGAGCCAUUUAUUUUACUCAUCUUGACCUUCACCAAGGUUACUAUCAGGUAAGUUUAGAGCCUAGUAGUCGUAAAUUAACAGCUUUCACUACAAAUACUGGUAAAUAUUGCAUGAAGCGUUUACCAAUGGGCUUAAAGAUCAGCCCUAAUGCCUUUAGUCGUAUGAUGUCUGUAGCGAUGUCUGGUUUAACUUACGAUAAAUGUUUAGUAUAUCAGGACGAUUUCAUUGUAUUUGGAAGAAAUCUGUCUUCCCAUAACAAAAAUUUAAUAACUGUCAUGGAGAGAUUGAGAAAAGUAAAUUUAAAACUAAAUCCUCAGAAAUGUGAAUUUUUAAAGAAAGAAAUUCUUUAUUUAGGACAUUUGGUUACAGAAAAAGGUGUUUUACCAGAUCCAGAAAAAACAAAAGUAUUACGAAAUUAUCCUACUCCCAAAAAUGUAGAUGAAGUAAAACGGUUUGUAGCAUUCUGCAACUAUUAUCGUAAAUUUAUAAGAAAUUUUUCGGAUAUCUAG
Molecule: messenger RNA, 702 nt
Organism: Parnassius apollo (apollo)
Lineage: Eukaryota; Metazoa; Arthropoda; Insecta; Lepidoptera; Papilionidae
Source: the annotation of a GenBank genome assembly